Sorghum bicolor (sorghum) is the source of this 2037-nucleotide messenger RNA. RefSeq names its product DDB1- and CUL4-associated factor 8. The record is from RefSeq and is a predicted model, not a curated record. The transcript has 5 exons. The coding region runs from base 174 to 1610 and encodes 478 amino acids. Gene Ontology annotation, molecular function: protein binding. NCBI's taxonomy places the organism in Eukaryota, Viridiplantae, Streptophyta, Magnoliopsida, Poales, Poaceae. Gene Ontology annotation, cellular component: cytoplasm; Cul4-RING E3 ubiquitin ligase complex.
AAUAUAAAUCAUACAUGAGUGAGUCGAAGAUGGGAGGGGGUUGUCCAAGGCCCAAGUCCAGUCUCCCAGAAAGCAACAGAACCAUCCCAAGCCUCGACUAGCAGAUUCUACCACUUUAAAACCCCGCAAAAUCCCCAACCCCACCCCUCUCUUUUCGCAUUCCACCCCUCACCAUGGCCGCCGCCUUCGAAGCAGCUGGUGGCCGGAAGGGCAGCUGCUUCUUGGAAGUCGGCCGCCGCGAGAUCGGCUCCUCCUUCCCCCGCGCCUCUUCCCGCCGAAUCAGCGGCUCCGAGCAUAUAGUGUUGCGGAUGUCUCAGUAUGGAAAAUUGCGUGGUCAUGAAGGCUGUGUUAAUACCGUAAGCUUCAACCCUGCUGGUGACCUCCUUGUGUCCGGUUCAGACGACACGAACAUCAUACUAUGGGACUGGCUUUCUAAAACUAAAAAGCUUGUUUACCCUUCCGGCCACCAAGGAAAUGUCUUCCAUGCUCGUGUGAUGCCAUUUACUGAUGACAGCACCAUCGUAACUGUUGCUGCUGAUGGUCAGGUACGAGUAGGACAACUGAAGGAGGGCGGUGAAGUCACAACAAAACUAGUUGGGGAGCACGAUUCCCGGGUGCAUAAGAUGGCUAUUGAACCAGGAAGCCCUUACAUAUUUUACAGUUGUGGAGAGGAUGGCUUGGUACAGCAUUUUGACUUAAGAAGCGUUUCAGCAACAAAGCUUUUCACCUGCUAUUCUUUCUUUAAUGACAGACGCCGUGUAAGACUGAAUAGCAUUGCCAUUGACCCACAGAAACCUUACUAUUUUUCAAUUUGUGGUUCUGAUGAGUAUGUACGGUUGUAUGACAUGAGGAGAUUCCAGUUGGAUGAUUCAAGAAACAUUAACCAGCCUGUAGAUACCUUCUGCCCUAAGCACCUUAUUAAGGGUGGGAAGGUCCACAUCACCAGUAUUGCAUAUUCCUAUGCAAGGGAGAUACUUGUAUCCUACAAUGAUGAGCUUAUCUAUUUGUUCCAACAAAAUAUGGGUCUUGGUCCAAAUCCUGUGUCAGUAGAGCCAGAGUUUAUCAACAUGCUUGAUCAGCCACAAGUAUACUCAGGUCACAGGAAUUUUCGAACUGUUAAGGGAGUCAGUUUCUUUGGACCACAUGAUGAAUAUGUUGUGAGUGGAUCAGAUUGUGGGAAUGUAUUCAUAUGGAGGAAGAAGGGAGGUGAAUUGAUGAGGAUGAUGAAUGGUGACACAAGUGUAGUUAACUGCAUUGAACCCCACCCGCAUUUCCCGUUCAUGGCUACCAGUGGGAUUGAUAAAACUGUUAAGCUUUGGACUCCUGCAUCGAAAAAAUUGAUGUCACUGCCUAAAAAUGCAAACCAAAUAAUAGCCUCCAAUGAACGUGGGAGAGAAAUUGAUGCUUCUCGAGCAGGAGUGACACUUUCAUCUGAUGUCGUCAUGCAUGUGUUGAGGUUACAUAGGAGACAGUCUGGACUGCAUAUGGAGAAUGAAUCAACUAGUGCAGAUUUGUCCAGUGAUGAUGAUGAGGCUUUCUACAUUGGAUCUGGUGAUGCGGUAAGGAGCCGAAGGGAAAACUCUGAUCCCAGGGAAUGCAUUGUGACAUAGCUAAAACAUCUGGUGAAUUUUUUCUUUGCUACCUGGCCCUGGAUCCAUGUUGGAGCAAACUGGAUAGGUCUUUUAGAUUGCAGUUCUACAAACCAAGCCAAGGUGUGCUGAAUGGGCAUCGUACACAUGGAGGAGCAAUACUGGUCACAGGUUGUGAUGCUUAGUGGAGAAACUAAACGGGUAGGGCCACAUCGUCCACUCGUUUAUUCUGCUGUAGUUUUUUUUAUUGGCAUUCUGCUGUAGUUUUAACAAGCAUGGUCAACUUUCUCAAUUGCCGUAUACCGAGUCAGUACUAAAAUAAAUUGUGCCCCCCACCCCCAGGCAGCUUGUGUAAUUAUGAACUGUAGACCUGAAUUGUGGUGAUAGUCAUGCGACAUGUACAGAGGUUUUCCUUGGCGCUGAAAUAUUGAGAAUUUAUUGUUUCGUC